Messenger RNA from Lytechinus variegatus (green sea urchin), 2094 nucleotides. Its product is annotated as actin-like. Bases 174 to 1544 code for a protein of 456 amino acids. The transcript has 6 exons. The record is from RefSeq and is a predicted model, not a curated record. NCBI's taxonomy places the organism in Eukaryota, Metazoa, Echinodermata, Echinoidea, Temnopleuroida, Toxopneustidae.
UUGCUCAGUGAAUUCUACUCUAUCUAUUAGGCUAUGGACAUUUUCAGCCCGGACCACCCCUUUAAAUACUCUAGGUCUAUAUUAAUUUGACCUGCAGGGUUUUUCAGCUCUGCUUAAUUACUGUCAGCGUAGCGGGCUUUGCAGAUUCGGAAAGGAAUAUGGACUGAACGUAGAUGCCAAGACACUUUGAAGCUCACGAUGUCAUGAUGGCAUACAUUGACGAAGACGACGAUUGGCCCGCUAUCGUUGUCGACAUUGGUUCGGGACACGUUAAGUAUGGGUUUGCAGGCGAUGACGAGCCAAAAGUGAUUAUUCCUUCUGCAGUGGGCCGAUAUUUAGAUCAGAGCGAGUCGAAGAUGAGUGGUUAUGACGACGACGAUGAUGACGGUCCAGACGCACUGGUGGUCGACAACGGGACUGGUGUUAUGCAGGCAGGAUUCGCCGGGGACAAGACAUGCCGAGCUGUUCUACCAUCAAGAGUCGGGAGAUAUAAAAAGUCUUAUUCUGGUGUGAGAACAGGCGAAACCUUUAUCGGAGACGCGAUUUACAAACGCCGGGAAGCCCUUAGUCUCAACUACCCUAUCGAACACGGCAUCGUCAGGGACUGGGAUGAUAUGGAAAAGAUCUGGCAUUAUCUUUUCGACGUUGAUCUCAGGGUUGACACCGCCGAGCAUCCAGUGUUGAUGACAGAGCCCCCAAGAAAUCCAAUGUAUAACAGACAGAAGAUGGCACAGAUAAUGUUUGAGACGUUUCAGAUACCUGCAUUUUACGUUGCCAACCCCGCACUGCUAUCUCUCUACGCUAGCGGUCGUGUCAGUGGUUUUGUGAUCGAGACUGGCGCGGGAGUGACGCAGACCUUGGCGGUGUAUGAAGGGUACUGCAUGAAAGAAGCGACGCAUCGGACCGGGUUAGCAGGCAGAGAGAUGACGAAUUAUCUCAUGAGAUUACUUAACAAGAGGGGAUACUCUUUCUCGACAAGUGCUGAGCGGGAAAUCGUGAGAGAAAUCAAGGAAAGGUGCUGUUACGUGGCGGAAGACUUUGAGAGGGAAAUGUCAACCAACCAGAAAAGAACCGAGAAUUAUCAACUACCCGACGGCCAAGAGAUCGAACUCGGCAAGGAAACAUUUCAGUGCAUGGAAGCCAUGUUCAAACCGACAAUGCUCAACCCGGAUGGUGGUGCAAAAUGUGCAAAAUCGACUUACAGAUCCGGAAUAACUGAUAUUGCGCAUUGUGGUUUGCAACGCUGUGACCCGGAUACCCGGAGGACACUAUAUGAGAAUGUGAUUAUAACCGGCGGGAACUCGAUGCACAGGGGGUUCGGUGAGCGCGUGAAACGGGAACUUGUGAACCGGGGUGUCCCGCGGGAAACGUUGAAAGUGAUCUGCCCUCCCGAACGACGGAAGUCGGUUUGGAUCGGUGGUUCAAUCCUCGCCUCAUUAUCUAAUUAUAGAGGAAUGUGGAUUACGAAAAAGGAUUAUCAGGAAUAUGGACCAACAGUUGUCUACAACAAUUCUUUCAGAAUAUUUGAUCCAGAGAAAGGUUAGCCUAAUGAUUUAUUUAAUUCUGUUUCGGUUGCAGCUUCAAUCUUGUUUUGGUCUCACUUCUACCCUUCUCUUCUAGACCCACCUUUCUUACAUUAUACAAAAACAUAGGCCUAUUUAUUGCUUUGGCUUAAAUUGAAAGAGAAUGUCAUUUUCCAACAUAGUUGAAUGAAAAAUGUGACUUAUUUAAUAAUGAAACAGAAUUUCAAGGAAAUAAAAGAUUUUCCUACAUAUAUUUUCAUAAUUUAGAAGUAAAAUCAUAUUUUGUUUAUAUUGUAAAUGAAUACUGGCUAAUUUUGAUGAACGUACCAAGAUAUCAUUUUUUUUACUUACCACCCCAAAGAGGUGGAUUUACAGUCUUAAUGGUCACUUAACAAAAUAAAGAAACGGCCAUAAUUUUCUUAUUCCUUUCAGAAUUGCCUUUCUUAUUUUUCUCUUGAUCACAGAAAUUCAAGAUGAGAUUCUGUUUUUAAAUUGUGUUCCAGAUAAUUCAAAUUAUUAUUAUCAUUGUGCCAAAUAUCUUAUUAUAUUGAUGGAAGAGGCAGUUGGAUAU